CCCCUCCCAUGAUGUUCAGACCCCCAAUGUUACGAGGAGGACCUCCAGGAGCACCCCUAAGAAUGAUGCCCCCUGGUCCUCCUCCAGGUCGACCUCAAGGUCUUCCCCCUGGACCGCCACCUGGGUUACCUCCCAACAUCAGGCUGCCCCCACGAUUACCGCCCGGUCCACCAGGUGUACUGCCGCCCAGAUUAAUGAGACCACCAGGUGGGCCAUUAAACAUACUUCCCCCUGGUUUGCCUCCUCCUGGUAUUGCUUCUCAGAAUCCCAAUGUGCUCAGUGCCCCUCCCAGUAUCAUGAAACUCCCCCAGAAGGCUGGCGGCGACGACAAGAAAAACGCAGCUACAAUCGAAGCCAAACCUCAGAUCAAGAAUGUGAUGGGGGAUGUUACAAGGUUCACACCGACAGCUCUCAAGGUCAAGCGAGAAGUGCGGGACGCCAAGGGGCGUGUCAAACCUAUGGGAGGCAAAGAAGAGGAGAAGCGGCUACUAGGCCUGGCUCCUGUAGCAGCUCCAGCCUCAGCAGCAGCUCAGACCAAGACGAAGGACGACGCCUACGACCAGUUCAUGAAGGAAAUGGAGGACCUCUUCUGAUCUCAUCAUCCUCUUUUCAGGGUAAGUGUAUAACUCUUA
Mizuhopecten yessoensis (Yesso scallop) is the source of this 632-nucleotide messenger RNA. RefSeq names its product WW domain-binding protein 11-like. Lineage: Eukaryota; Metazoa; Mollusca; Bivalvia; Pectinida; Pectinidae. The record is from RefSeq and is a predicted model, not a curated record. The transcript has 3 exons. The coding region runs from base 9 to 593 and encodes 194 amino acids.